AUGCUCGAGCGCUUGUUCCCGCGCCGCGAUCGCCGCGACGACCGCGCGUGGUACGCGCAGAUCUCGAAUCGACCGCGGUCGCGACGAUUUCUCGCUCCUCCCCCGACCACGCGUUCGAACGUGCCCCCGACGCGGUCGUCGCUCCCCGACGUCGACGCGCGCCCUGGUCCGCGGCUCGCCGGCCGCGAGGGGAGGACGGCGCGGCGCGACCACGCCGCGAGCGACGCGGGCAUCGCCCCGCUCGCGAGCGGCGCCGCGCUCGACAUACUGGCCCGCGACGUCAACCCUAUCUCGCGCAUUUGGGCAGUACUAACCAGACCGCCGCCGACAGCUGGCGCUCCCCAUUUCCGCCUCGCUCCUUCGCCGGCGCCGAGGGGCACAGCACGCGGCGCGCUCGCGAUGUCACGCGCCGCCGCGGCGCCGGCGCCGGCGGCGGCGGCGCGCGCGCGCGCGAGAUCGCGCGACACGCGACGCGGCGUCGACGUCGCGCCCGCGCGUCCGUCGUCGCGCUCGCGUCCCGUCCCGCGGAUCUCGGUGCCGACGCCGCGAGCGCGAGCGUCGUCGUCGUCGUCGUCGUCGACGGCCGCGACGACGUCCGGCGUGGCCGACGACGCGGACGCGUUCGUCGUCGCGAUCGUCGGCGCGGGGUUCGCGGGCGUCGCGACCGCGUACCACCUCGCGAAGCGCCAUCUCGAGGGCGGCGAGGAGGAGGCGGAGGAGGAGGAGGAGGAGGAGGAGGAGGACGACGCGCGUCGUCGUCGUCGUCGUCGUCGUCGUCGUCGCGCGCGCGCGCUCGUCGUGCACCUGUACGACGAGAAGGGCAUCGCCGGCGGCGCGUCCGGCGUCGCCGCGGGGCUGCUGCACCCGUACACGCCGCGAGGAAAGCUCAUCUGGCGCGGCGUCGAGGGCGUGACGGAGACGCUCAGGCUCGUGGACGCCGCGGAGGCGGCCGAGGCGGCGAGCGACGCGGAGCGAAGGACGAGGAUCGUCGGAGGGAGAGACGGCGACGACGACGACGACGAUUUCGACGACCGCGACGACCGCCGCGGCGCCGCCAUCGCGUGGCGCGUGGGCACCGUGCGACCGGCGCGCUCGCUGAAACAGGCGAGAGACCUCGCGAAGCACGCGCCCGCGGCCGCGGCGCGCGGCGGCGAGGGCGUCGUGCUGUCUCCGGAAAACCUCGCGACGUUGCUGCCGGGCGUCGACGUGCCCGCAGACGUCGUCGACGCGCCGAUCGGAUCCGCAAAAGAUCCCGCCGGGCGCGGGUCCUCCCGCCCGCCCCUCGCCGCGGCGCUUCACAUCCCCGAAGGCGUCGUCCUGGACACGAAGCGGUACCUGGAGGCGCUGUGGGACGCCACCGCGCGCAUGGCGCGAGAGAGCCAAGGACGAAGAGCCAACGAGCGAAGGAUGUGCGUCGUCCACCUUCGCGUCGGCGUCGUAGUGGACGCGCUUUCUUCUCUGCGCGGGUAUGACGCGGUCGUGUCCGCGUGCGGCGCCGCGUCCGGGUCGCUGAGGGAGCUAAGCGGGGAUGGGACGCUGCCGACGCAGCUGCAGGGCGGGCACGUCCUGGAGCUCGUCCCGGCGGCGGAGAGGGGCGGCGGCGGAGACGGCGGAGACGGAAAACGAAAUCAUCAGGACGCCUGGCCGCCGGAAGCGCCGGGGAUCUUAGGUUCGCCGUACAUCGCCCCGCUCGGACGCGGGCGGCUGCUCGUGGGCGCGACGAAAGAGUACGAGGCGUCCGUGGAGGACGCGCGACGCGCCGGGGCGGUGUACAGACGCGACGGCGCGACGGGAGACGCGAUCGUCGCGGAAGAAGACGGCGUCGACGCCGCCGCCGUCGCGUCCGCCGAGCGCGCAGAAGCCUCGCUGCUGGCGUCGUCCGCGGCGACGUACCCGCCGCUCGCGCGCGGAGACUCGCGCGUCGACGUCGUCAGGUACGGCGUCCGCGCGAACCCGCCGAGGACGCCGCUGGGGUCGUUGCCGUUGAUCGGACGACUCGAGAUCGAAGGUUCGGACGCCGCGGCGACGCGCGCGUGGUUCGUCGGAGGCCUCGGCGCGCGCGGCCUCGUGUAUCACGCGAUGCUCGCGAAAACGCUCGCGCGCGCGGUGUUGACCGGGGACGCCGGCGUCAUCCCCAGCGAGCUGCGGUUCGACCCGAAAUGA
Micromonas pusilla CCMP1545 is the source of this 2163-nucleotide messenger RNA. RefSeq lists its product as uncharacterized. Gene Ontology annotation, molecular function: oxidoreductase activity. NCBI's taxonomy places the organism in Eukaryota, Viridiplantae, Chlorophyta, Mamiellophyceae, Mamiellales, Mamiellaceae. Gene Ontology annotation, cellular component: cytoplasm. The record is from RefSeq and is a predicted model, not a curated record. The coding region runs from base 1 to 2163 and encodes 720 amino acids. The transcript has a single exon.